Kickxella alabastrina is the source of this 1708-nucleotide messenger RNA. Its product is annotated as casein kinase II regulatory subunit-domain-containing protein. The transcript has 2 exons. The coding region runs from base 443 to 1555 and encodes 370 amino acids. NCBI's taxonomy places the organism in Eukaryota, Fungi, Kickxellomycota, Kickxellomycetes, Kickxellales, Kickxellaceae. Gene Ontology annotation, cellular component: protein kinase CK2 complex; cytoplasm. The record is from RefSeq and is a predicted model, not a curated record. Gene Ontology annotation, molecular function: protein kinase regulator activity.
GCUCACUCCACUUUCCCUAAUUUCUUUUCAUUCCAAUUCUUUUUUUCUGUUUUUUUCACGACUGCUUUUUUCUUUUCUAUUUUCCCACUUGCAAACUCAAAUCUCUCUCUCUAUCCCUCUUUUCCUUUCUUUUUCUUACGACGGGGUUCAGGUACGAUGACAAAGACGACAGCGGCGACGGUGGCGGCACCAAUAACUGCACCAAUAACUACACCAAUAGCCGCCCCGCCAACCGCUCCGCCAACCGCUCCACCAACUGCUCCAAUAACACCGCACGCGCCGACAUGAAUGCCUGCCAAGCUAGAGUUUUGCCGCACAGAUUAGUCCAUGCAACUCCAAUUACAACCAUGACUGCAUGUAAAACCGCCACCAGCUCCACUAAAUCCAACCUUUUUUCUCUCCCCACUGUAGCAAUUUAAUCAAAAGGUUCUAUAGGCACAACAUGGCCGAGCCUGCUGCCUCCACACACGACGAGCCCAUGUCUUCGGCCACCGCAAAACUGCGCCCGUCCUUGCAGGGCAUUGAAUUCAACUCGGGCCUUGACAACACCGAGGAGUCGGACUUUGACGACGAGGAACACUAUGCAUCGGACGACUCUGCCAGCAUGACCUGGAUCACCUGGUUCUGCUCGCUCAAGGGCCACGAGUACUUUUGCGAGGUGCCUGAGGCCUUUAUCGAGGACGAGUUCAACCUGACCGGGCUCAGCCAGACCGUCAACUUUUACGUCGAGGCCCUGGACAUGAUCCUGGACGCCGAGGACGAGAACGAGGACCCGCAGUACGCCGACGAAAUCGAGACCAUCGACAGCUCGGCCGAGAUCCUGUACGGCCUAAUCCACGCGCGCUACAUCCUGACGCGCGCCGGUCAGGACCAGAUGGUCGACAAGUACGAGAACAGCGACUUUGGCGCGUGCCCGCGCUUCUGUUGCGACGGCACAUACGUCGUGCCCUGUGGCCGCACCGACGUGCCCGAGCGCGACUCUGUCAAGCUGUUCUGCCCGUCCUGCAACGACAUCUACUCACCGCCAAGCUCGCGCUACCAGAAGGUUGAUGGCGCCUACUUUGGCACCACGUUCCCGCACAUGUUCUUCCAGACCUUCCCGUCGCUGGUCCCCGAGGACCAAUCUGCGCUGUACACCCCCAGCAUCUACGGCUUUGCCAUUAACGAGCGGAGCAAGGCUGGCCCACGCAUGCAGUGGCUGCGCAUGCUGCCCGAAAAAACCCCCCAACAGCUGCCUGCCGACGAUGACUCUGGCGAUGACAAUGAUGAUGACGCCGCCGCUGGCAACACAACCGACUCGCAGAGCUACGUUGAGGCCAGGGACGCCGCCGACUUUGACGCCCACUCGGCGCCCUCUGCGCCUAGCCACCCUGCCGCAGGAGACGCACAAGCUGCCGCUGCCGCCCCUGCGCCUGCCGACAACGCCUCGGCCGAUGCCAUGGAUAUUGGCACCGCCUCCCCUUGCAAUACCCGCUCGCCCUCACUGACAGGCGACCGCCGGAAAGAUUAUUCGUCAUCAGCAUCUGCCACCGCUGCCGCUGUCGCCGUCGCAUGAAUCGUAGGACGGGUGUAGCUAGCAAUUGGGCACUCUUUUUUCUCCCCCAACAGCCGCUUAUAUAUAUAUUUUUCGGUCUACAUUUAUUUUGUGUGUUUCACUUGAAGUGUUUAAUUUGUGUUGAGCUAUGUCUCCUACCAUUUUCAACAACAA